Messenger RNA from Schistosoma haematobium, 3802 nucleotides. RefSeq lists its product as uncharacterized. Gene Ontology annotation, cellular component: post-mRNA release spliceosomal complex. The coding region runs from base 943 to 2289 and encodes 448 amino acids. NCBI's taxonomy places the organism in Eukaryota, Metazoa, Platyhelminthes, Trematoda, Strigeidida, Schistosomatidae. Gene Ontology annotation, biological process: mRNA splicing, via spliceosome. The transcript is spliced from 12 exons. The record is from RefSeq and is a predicted model, not a curated record.
GGCGUAAGUAAACUUCUAGGAGCCCUCUAAGAGAAAAUUUAAUAUAUUCAUAAACAUUAAGGACAUCUUUUCAAAAUAAUUCGCUAGUUUUUCUCUUCUUUUCGUUAUUGGUACAUAGGUCUAUAUAUAGGGGCACGGGUGAUCAACUGCUACUGAGUGUGGAAGCCGAGUGAACGAAAGCCGUCUCUAUUCCGUUCAAAAACAUUCGAAAUAUUUGUAUUGGACAUAGAAAAUCACUGCUUCGGGUAGUAAAUCUGCGGGAACUAGAAUUAAUACUUUACGUUGUGUUUUUCUUUAACACCCAGAAACCUGACUUUUUCUCUAAUAUCAAUCUCGUUUUUUUAACUUCCGCCAGUCUUAACAAAGUAAAGCAUUUUAAGCUACGUUGUGUGUCAUAUGUUUUUGUCCUCAUAUGAUGUGUGCCGUAGCAUUCAUAAAACUACAAUAAUGUAAAUGUGAGUUAAUAGGUAGUAUACUGAAGACCUCAUUAAAAUUUGGAGAUUCAAGGUAAUAAGGCUGUUAAAAUGACUUUAGGGUUUAAUGCUUUGAAGAAAAUGGUGUUGAUGGAUUUUUAAUGUAAUAUGCGUUUGGAAAAGUAUACUUUUCCUUUAAUCAAAUAGUGUAAUUCGUGGCCGAGCUUAUAAAUAUGUAUUUGUAUCUGGAGACAAAUAACGGCUUCUCUUAUAUCAGAUUAUCAGGUUACGUUGUCACCUAAACUUGACUGUCACUACGUGAAACAUUUUUGAAGUGGAUAAGAUGUACUUGCUUAACAUCAUCUCUAAAAUUUUAUAAUGUGACUAAUACUUAGUUACGUUCACCUAGAUCCAUACGUCACUGGUCUUAUAUGAAUUUAAAGCAUCUGAAUACCAUUUCUUCGGAAUGCUCUGAAAUCGGUCGAAAUAUCUGCUAUAUUUCAGGAUUUAUCACUAUCAACAUAUUUUAAUGUCUCACAAAAAACACAAGCAAAAAAGAAAGCAUAGAAAAUCAAGCACUGAUGAUUCUUCAUCAGAGAGUGAUUAUGAAUGGAAACAAGAUGAUCAAAGUCCAAAAGAAAAAUCUAAAAAAAGUGACGUACAGGAAAAUAAUUGGAUCACUGAUGUCAAAUCUCUGGACUGCUUUUUUGAUACAUUUAGUUCAAAGCCAAGCGGGAAUAAAGCAACGAAAAGUAGUCAGAAUAAUAGCUACAAAAUAAAUGAGCUUAAUCCUUACUUGAAAGAUGGAGGGAGUGGUUUGCCAAAUAGUGAGACUUCUUCAAAAUCUGUUUUGACAGACGAUAAUCAAUCAUGGUUGUAUAAGUCAUUCAUUCGUUGUGUUGACACAUCUAGGGAGACGGGUGUUAGUUUAAGAAAUGUAUUGCUUCAGCGUUGGGACGAAGAUACUGUGAAUGAUAUGUUGAAUAGAUUCGGAGAUAGACAUGGAAAUGACAAAUGUUCCAGAACGCAGUGUAAUUCUAACACAUUGGACAUGAAACCACGUUGGCGUAAAUGCCAGACUACUAAUCCUACUACUGAUAAACAUGAAAAAUCAUCGUCUCAUUUACAUUCAAAAAGAGUUUAUUCGCCCGAGGAUAUUGAAUCAUUAUCAAAGCAAAAAGAAUUAACCACGGAAUCAGAAAAUUCUAUCAAUGAUUGUCAAAGAACAUUUGAAGAACGUUUAGUUACAAAUGAUGACAUAAAUUCAGUCGCUGCUAAGGUGAUGCGAGCAGAAUUGGAGUCGAAUCACGUGAAAGUAGAAAAAUUAAAAGCAAAUUUAGAAAAAUUACGUGAAGCUAUGCGUCGUGGUAUUAAAGUACGAAUUCAUACUGUACAAAAGAAUAAAGCAAUCCAUAAUCAGUCAGGAGAUAAUCAGUCUAAAAUAAUCGCAUUAACACGUUUAAAUGAUCAAGGUAUUGAAAUACCAGUACAUAUACGUAAUCUUCCAGGAACUUCACAUACCAAUGAUAAAAACUCACAACGUUUUAAAUCUCAUGACUCAACUGGACAACGGAUAGCCUUCUUCCCAGAAGAUAAUGAAGACCAACAAGUUGCUGAUAUGAUACGUGAUGAACGUUUACAUUCAGCCAGUGAUAUGGAUUUGGAAUUUUCAAAACUUGCUAGAAAGAGUGUAGAAGAUGAAUACACUGAUGCUUUUGUGAAAAAACGAUUAAAUGCUGAAAAAGAAGCUAUUAAAUGUAAACAGGAUGCUGUAUCAUCUUAUAAGAGAAGAGUAUUUGCUGAGUCAAAGUGUUUAACUUGUCUGGAACGUGUUCCUAAAUAUUUAAUUGUUAGUCUUGGUGAAAAGGUAUACUAAUGUUUGAUUUUCACUACUUUUAUUCCGUGAAUUCUCUUCAUAAUAGGUUUAACUAUUCCGUUAUUGAUAUUCAAGACUAAAUUUUAACCAGUCUUUGCAUGUACCGUUACAUUAUGAGAAAAUGUUUCUAUUCAGUCUCUUUUCUACAAGUAGGUUAGUGGAUAAUAUGUCGAUAUUUCAAGCGACAGGUAUUGAAUUUGAGUACCGAUGUGAACAGCAUAGCGAUACAGGUACAUCCAUGUAGUGACUUUCAAGUAUGACAAAACGCCCGUUCCACAAUCCAAAAUAUAUUAAAACUUGUCAAUAAUUUUUGUUCUCAUCAAGAAAAUGAUCAGUUUAAUAUUGGAGACACUAAUAUCGACUGUUGAAAUCCUAUAACAACUUGAUUGUAUUACGAAUUAAUGUAGAACAGACAUUUCAAACUACUAGAAUGACUAAAUAGUUAAAGGUUAUACUUCUUAUGGAACCUAAAAAUCAUGGACUUGAUCCCAAAAUCUAUAUUGGCUAAUCUUAGAAUAAAAAUAAAAUUCAUUUUAAAGUUUUAUAACAUUUUAUAACAAAAAAGUUCUGUUUACUUUGAAGAAGCGGCCUAUGUUAAGUCACGAAACGCCAGAAAUACGACUUUUAUACUCAUCGGGAUAUAACAUAUAUAUAUAUAUAUAUAUCAUUAAUUUUCUACCCAACGCUCAAUUUAUUUGAAACUAUCAAAUUCAUUCCAUUUACUUCAGUCCUGGCUAUUUGUAGUUUCACUAGCUUUCAAUUUAUUUGACUUAUUUCCAGUUACAGUUUUGUGUACUUAGCUUCGAACCAUACUGUAAGUGUGAGGGCCAAUGAUAUUAUCCAACUGUUUGAACUGUUAUAAGUGGAGCCAGGUUAAAACCUGCAAUCUAGUAACUGAGAGCCGCUACCGCUUGGUCGAAUAUACACCCAUCUUUUACACAAUUACUCUAUUGCAUAAAAAAGGAAGUAACUGUCGUGUUCUUUUUUUUCUCCAGGUGUUUUUGUCUUUACCUUCCCAUAUUAGUAUGACACCAGGUUAUUGUUUACUUACACCUUAUGAACAUAUCAGUUCAACUACUCGACUAGAUGAAGAUGCAAUAAAAGAAAUUCGACAUUUCAAAUAUCAACUAACAGUAAUGUUCGAAGAGCAGUACAGUCAGUCAGGUUGUGUUUUCAUUGAAACUGCUAGUAAAUCGGAUACUAUUCGUCAUCAUGCACAAGUGGAGUGUAUUCCGGUUCCCAAAAAAUUAUACAGCUCACUACCUGCUUACUUUAAGAAAGCCUUAAGCGAAAUUGGCUCUGAAUGGGAUCAAAAUCGUCGCCUGAUCACAUUAAAACCGGGUGGAUCUGGCGCGUAUGGUGCAAUUCCUCCGAAAUUCGCUUAUUUAGCUGUAGAGUUCGGUACUACAAAUGGUGGUUUCGCACGUAUUUUAGAUGAAGAACACGAAAUAUCUUCAUAUUCUGGACGUGAAAUUAUAGCUGGUGCACUAGACAAAGAGCCUCGUCUAUGGCG